AUGUCAAAUAUACCUCUUUUCGACUUCCAAGAGUACAUUUCUCGAUACUCUGGACGUCCUCAACUUCUUCGCAUAGAACAUAUGUUGAAACAUCAACUUCUAGAUGAAGAUGACAAACUUGAAGCCUUACGGUUUUUGUUUGAUCGGCUUAAGUGGGAUAGGUGGGCUUAUAGGACAGAUACAAAGUUCCUAACCUUUGUGUCAAAUGAAAUCAGUGGACGAUUAGGCGCGUCUUAUUCUGCGGAUUCGGAAAUGCUCAAGAAAAUGGAGCUUGACUACAAUGAUACACUUGACAACAAAACUCGUUUACUUCGUUAUACGACGCUUUAUGCCAAGGAGGAAAGGGAGAACGCCAGGAACAAUGCCAGAGAGGAGAAUCCGAAGAAGCAAGCAGACAAAGAACUAGCGGCACACAAUUUAGGUGAAUUCGAAUACAACAGUGGCAAAAUCUGGGAGGCUUAUGAGGCUUUACGCCAAAUACCAUAUACUCUUCUUCUCAUGAUCGUGGCCUUAGAAUGCCGAUAUUUUGAGGAUUUGUGCUCUCUCGCCGUCCAACCAGUAAUAAACACUCCCGAAUGUCCCCAUAAUCAAAAUGAAAUGGAUUUCAAAUUGAUUUGUAUCCGUAGCUUGGCACAUUUGGGUAGGGGAUAUGGCCUAGCCACCGAUCACUAUUACUCGGCGGCUUGUUUGUUUGCUAACUUGAUCAAGUUUAAUAUGCGAUGGUUAAACUCCACGUUUGGACUGUUGGAACCAUAA
Messenger RNA from Arabis nemorensis, 756 nucleotides. NCBI's taxonomy places the organism in Eukaryota, Viridiplantae, Streptophyta, Magnoliopsida, Brassicales, Brassicaceae. The record is from the annotation of a GenBank genome assembly.